UAAAACGGAGGGGUCUAAUAUCCAAAGAUGAAUCGGUUAUGUAUUGCCCUCACAUUAAUUACUUUAUUUGGAUUCGCAGUCGCCCUGAAAAGCCCAAUAUGUGGUAUAAAAGCCUCUUUUGUGGGUAAGUGCAAGGGAUUUGCCUACAUUCCGCAGAAGAAUAGAUGCGUUAGAAUAUCUGGUGACUGUUCAGGAAAAGGAAACUUUUUUAAACGAUUGGAGGCCUGCGAAGCUAGUUGCUUAUAGUAGAUUAUCCUGCGUUUUGUAAUCCAACA
Messenger RNA from Drosophila rhopaloa, 275 nucleotides. RefSeq names its product kunitz-type serine protease inhibitor microlepidin-4. Lineage: Eukaryota; Metazoa; Arthropoda; Insecta; Diptera; Drosophilidae. Gene Ontology annotation, molecular function: serine-type endopeptidase inhibitor activity. The record is from RefSeq and is a predicted model, not a curated record. The coding region runs from base 28 to 246 and encodes 72 amino acids. The transcript is spliced from 2 exons.